AUGCUCUUCAACAAGUCUUUCCUUGCCAUCGCCGCGGCCAUCGGUCAGGCCGUCGCUCACUUCUCAUCCCAGCCCCAGACCAAGGCUCCUUCGCCCUUCGGCGGUCUCAAUCUCUACUGGGGACAGUAUGGCGAUCCUUCUGACCGGUUAUCCAGCUACUGUGACGCCCCUGGGGUUACCUUCGUAUCUGUGUCCUUCGUCACCUACUCUCCCAAGAACAGCGGUGGAUAUCCCGGUACCAACUUCGCUGGCCACUGCGGCGGCGAGGUCUUUUACAAGAACCCAAAGACCGGCGAGGAUACCAAGUUGAUCACGAACUGCGACUACAUCAAGCAGGACAUCAAGCACUGCCAGGCCAAGGGCAUCAAGGUUCUCCUGGCCAUCGGUGGCUGGUGCCCAGCUGAAGGUCCAUGCAGCUAUGACAUCGACAACGACGAACAGGGCCAACAGUUCGCCGAGCUUCUGCACAAGACUUUCGGUCCUCAUGACCCGAACUGGACCGGCCCCCGUCCCUUCGAUAUCAGCACCACCGAGCACGUCUCCGUUGAUGGCUUCGACUUUGACCUCGAGUUCAAGUACCCCGACCAGAAGCCCUGGAUCAAGAUGGUUGAGACACUCCGCAGCGUUGGCAUCUACCACAUCUCUGCUGCCCCUCAGUGCCCGACUUCCGACACCUGGUUCCAGCUCAAGGAGCUCAUCUACAACGCCCAGUUCGACUCCCUCUUUAUCCAGUUCUACAACAAUCCCGGAUGCCAGGUCUCCGAUACCCCCAACUACGAUGAUUGGGAGACCGUCAUCUCGCAGACGUCCAAGAGCAAGGAUGCCAAGCUCUUCCUCGGUGUCCUCGCCCACCCUGAUGCGGGCUGGAACGGCUAUGCCCCUCCCUCCAGGAUCAAGGAGCUGAUCUGCAACUACAAGAGCAAGCCGCAUUUUGGAGGUGUCUCCAUCUGGGACGCCACCCGCGGCGUCAUGAACCAGGUCAACGACCAGGCCUUCCACGAGGCCAUCGCCGAUGCUCUCCAGUACGGCUGCGACCCGAUCCCCCCCAAGACGUCCACCACCAUUGUCUCGACUUCGACAUCGACCUCGUCUCUCGCCUCCUCGACCGCCACCUCGUCUGUCGUCGUUUCCACCACAUCUUUGAGCGCCACCUCGACUGCCGUAGUUUCCACCACCUCGUCUGUCGAGCUGGUAACCAGCACUGUCUACACCACCAAGGUCACCACUGUCACCUCCUGCAAGCCGGAAGUGCCGUGCACGACAGGCCAUGUCGUCACCGAGACCAUCCCUUGGUACACCACGGUCUGCCCCGCCACAGCAACGACUGCCGCUGCUGUACCCACGACCACUGCUCCCCCUCCCCCUCCCCAGUGGACCACGAGCACUGUCUACACGACCAAGACGUACACAGUCACCUCGUGUGCUCCUGACGUCCCCUACUGCCCCGUUGGCCAGAUCACCACCCAUGUUGUGCCGGCCUACACCACGGUCUGCCCGUACACCAGCACGAUCCCCGGCGCCGGCAGCAAGCCUUCGGGCGAUGCUCACACGGCCCCUAAGCCCUCUGGCGAUGUGCCUCACCCGCCAAAGCCUACCGACGAUGUUCCCAAGCCCCCAGUUAGCCAGGCAGGUGAGAAGCCCUCUGGCGAUGUGCCUCACCCACCCAAGCCUACCGGCGAGGUUGCCAAGCCCCCAGCCAGCCAUGGCGGCAACAAGCCCUCGGGUGACGCUCCCUAUACAACGGCGGCUCCCGUCCCCAGCAAGCCAGUCGAGGCCGGAGCCGGCAAGACGGGUGGCUUCGGUGUCGCAGGACUCGCUGCCGUUGCCGCCGCUCUUCUUUUGCAAUGGGGUUGA
Messenger RNA from Colletotrichum navitas, 1854 nucleotides. RefSeq names its product glycoside hydrolase superfamily. Gene Ontology annotation, molecular function: chitinase activity. The transcript has 4 exons. Lineage: Eukaryota; Fungi; Ascomycota; Sordariomycetes; Glomerellales; Glomerellaceae. Gene Ontology annotation, biological process: carbohydrate metabolic process. The record is from RefSeq and is a predicted model, not a curated record. Gene Ontology annotation, cellular component: extracellular region. The coding region runs from base 1 to 1854 and encodes 617 amino acids.